CCCCUCCCUCCGGAGCCACACUCCACCACACUCCUCCUACCUCUCAGCCUCUACCUCCUUCUUCUACCUGCCGGGCCGGCCGACACACAUGUAUAUGUGUACCUUGGUCUUCAGUGUAAGAUCUGAACCAGCGGAGAACGCACGCUAUUGUUAUAUCAUUAUCAUUGUCAUCGUCCGCGGCGAUUCGCGCCCGUCCCCGCCGCCGCCGCCUCCGCGCCGCGUCUACCGUCUUCGCCCCCCAGUGCCGGCUCCGAAAAUCCGCAGGAAAAGUCCUGCGAGAAACGGCGAACCCGCGUCGACAGGCUCCGGAACGAGCCCGCGAGAGACGAUCGCCAGGAUCGUGUGCCGGUCCACGCGCCGCGAGAUCGCUAGAUCGCCGCGAGAUCGAGAGAUCGAGACACAUUGCCGGCUCCUCCCUCUCCAGGCCGCUGCACACCGGCCUGCUCACGGCGCUCUCUGCUCUCUGCUCUCUGCUCUGCUCUGCUCUCGCCGGCAGGAUUCGGCCGGUCCUGUGUCCCCGGGGUCAAAGGAUGACGGGACGUAAGGUGUCGCCGGCGCGCCCUCUGACAAGCAGCCGCGCACGGGGCGGCCCACCUGUGUGAACACGUGGGAAAUCCUCACCCGCACACGCUCCGCACAUCCUCCUCCGCCGGUCUACGACACGCACGCCCACCGCCGAAACCUCGUGGGUCCACCUGUUCGAGCCGGAGCUCGCCGAUCGAUCAUCGAUCCCGGUCCGAUCGCGGUGCUCGUGGACGCGCGCGAAACCUUCCGAUCGUCCAGAAGGAUCAGCUGUGAGAAUUUUUGGAACGCCGCCGAGGGACCAACCGACCGACCGACCGACCGAUUUGGUGGUGCGCGGCUAGUUUCGUUCUAUCGAUUUCACUUUGGCAUAGUAGAGAGAGAGAGAGAGGGAGGGAGAGGGGGAGAGAGGCAAGAAGGAAGACGUCGGACUCUGGUCGAUUAGGAUCGAGGGGACCCAAUGACGGGGAGGAAGAAAAGGAGGUCUCGGGUCUCGACGGACGAGGCGACCAGGAUCGAUCGGAAACACGCCACGGCCGACGCCUAAUUAAAUCGAUUAGACUUUGGGGUUAAUUGUUCUGGAACGCCGCGCCGCGCGCGGUUCCCGCCUACUGUCAUCGCCGGCUCCGGCCCGCCGAUAUCGGGAACGUGAAUCGUUACAGUGCUAGAUAUCGGGACUAUGUAUAGAUCGUCCGCGACGCUGUCAUCUCGUUGCUGUCGUUGUCUCGCUGUCGUGUGACCCGAGCGUCGCGCGAUCCAGGAUCGUGAACACAGAAACUCGUGUGACCUUUCGUCGGUGUGGAUCGAGGCCCGAUAUAUCGCGGGGAGUAUCGACCGGCAGUGGGAUCGACGAGGAAAUUUUCGGUGCUAAGUGACGUCCCGUGUUCGACAAGCUAGGGUACCUCCCAGUGUCACCGGUAUCUGCUGCUCCUCCGCGGUGCGUCGUCGUCUUUUUUUUCCGGCGACCCUCGGGAGGACAGUCGUCUCUCCUCUUCUCGUCUUCCCCGGUUUCUAAUCGGUACCUUUUGUUAAACCGGGGGGGUAAUCGAACCGAACCGAUUGUCCGGUCGAGGCCUUCUACUCUGGUGGAUAAAUGUGAUCGCAAAACUGGUGUCCUUUGUUCAGUGUUCCGGGCCCUUCCGUUGACAAACAGCCGGGGCCCGAAGGCUUCCGUCUAGUUCCCCUCCCGCGCGUUCGCGAUUCUUCGCUGCUGUUCGCAGGGAAUCGUUUUGUGGUGACAGAGAACCGGCUCCGGCUCGAACGCGGUCCGCCUGCGACCCCGAUGAUUGCUCAAUUAGUUUUAAACGUGCUCGCGUAGUGCGCCCGUCGCGGCCGGAUAGCUACGAGGCUAACGAUCCAGGUGAAUCCGUGCUAAUCCGUGAUCAGUGCUGAAGGUAUCCUCGAAUAUUCCUCGCGCCGAGCUGUGGACCACUCGGUGCGCGUGAUACUCGGGCCUAGCUCCCGCCAGGAGACCACGAUUAUGCGAACGAAUGGUCGCUGUGAUAAAUGAUUCCCAAGAUCCACCAUAGUCCCUGGAAGCUACCAGUUUGGAACUGACGCCGCUGUAUCUACUGCUCUGUCUUCUAAAUCAUGUCUGCUGUUUACUACCGAUGAACGGUGUGCUUCCUGAUGUUCGCCGUAAUUGUUCGCCGGUGGAUGGGGUCGUCACGGCCAUAAACCCGAUCAGCUGGAAGGAGAUUCGAAGCCGAUUGAGGAUGUCCUCAAAGAGGAAGUCACCACCAACGAAGCUAUCGGAGGGCGGGGGCGGCACGGGUACAGUGGCAGGCGCCAACGAGGAGGAGGAGGACACGACCUCGUCGGUGACCGGUGGUCCCGGUGGCGAGAUAGCCGUCGGCGAAGAGGAUCCCAGCACCCCCGUCGGCAUCGAGGAGUGCUAUCCUCAUCAGAGGGGAGGGGACUGCGAGUCCUCCGGCUGUUCGUCACCAGCGACGACCAGCGAGCCGGAUCUCCGCGACUCGCCAUCGCCCUCGUCGAACUCCCUGCGCACCAGCAAGCGGCAGAGGAUCGUCCACGGACACCAGGACACCCUCGCCCCGUACCACUACCCUCACCACCACCACCACCAUCAUCAUCAUCACCAUCACCACACGAACACAUCGUCCUCGUCCGGUGGUGUCGUGGAACCAGCCAGCUCGUCCGAGUGCGGCUCGCCGCCCACACCGCUCACCGUCGACCCGUACUAUCCCAGCCAUCCUCAUCAUCACAAUAACAACAACAACAACACCGUCACGCAAAACAAUAACAAUAACAACGGAGGCAGCAGCGCCACGCCCGGCAGCAAGAGAUCCAUGGACGACGUGCUCAAGAGGCUAACCUGCAAGAUGAACAGCGAGUCGCUGUCCUUGCAGGAUGACACCGCCAACAACAGGCGGAUCAGCCCGCCGCCAUCCUCCACCCCCACCGGACACAACACUCACUGCGGGAGCGUCGCCAGCGUGCCGAACAGCGUGGCGCCUUCACCGCCAGCCUCCGGAAGGAUGCAGAACACGGAGACGCAGGUGCAGCAGGACGGUGCAUCGGCUCUGCACAGGGUCCUGUGCGAGGAAAGCCUAGCCGAGAAGGAACGGAGGCUGUCCGAGAUGAUACUGCAGCUGCAGCUGCUCAGGGAACAAUUGCUGCAACAGCAAGAUCAGUCGAAGUCGUAUUCCGCGCACAUGACCGUCGACUCGCAGAAGCAGAUCGAGAUGCAGCGGCUGCAAACGGAGCACUUGAAGCGGCAGCAAGAGCACAUCAUGCAGCACAACAUCCAGGAGUUACGGGCUCAGAUGACAAAGAGCCAGCUGAGCAUGUCGGGGCCGCAGUCCUUGAUGUUCCUGCCGUUUCUCGAACAGCUCCGAGGGGUGGCCGUGCAAUCGCCUAUGCCGCCGCCGUCGGCUACCUCCACCGCCACUACCAACAAACAUAUCAAUUCGAUCGCAAACAUGAUCAGCAGCCACCGGGAAGGUCCGAGCUGGGCGACGGCGCAUCUGGCGCAGAUGACCACGCAGAUGGAGAAGGAACCGUCGCCGACGCCAAUCUCAUCGGCGGUCGCACCCACCGCGCCGCCUCUUCAGGACCUCGACGCGCCCCUGAACCUCACCAAGCCGAAGUCCUCGUCUUCGGGGGCCACGGCGUCUUCGUCGUCGCCCGGAAGCGAUUCCCAUUCGACCGGGGCCGGAAGCAGUGGUCAGCAGGAGCAGCCUUUGGCGGCGACGGCUCCGAAACUCUUCCCGCCGGGACUACCGAUGCCGAGGAACUACUUGACGACGUUGCCCUAUGCUGGUUUGCCGCCUCAUCUUAGCUCCCUAUCCUCUCCGAUGGGCAAGGUGAUGGCCAAAGACGAGUCCGUUGGACCAGGCGGAUCAGUGGCUGCUGCAGCGGUCGCGGCUGUCGAGAAGCAUUUCGCGAUGCACGGGAUUUAUGGUCUGCCGCCGAGCGCAGGUGCGAUGCCGCCGUCACCUCAAACUCAACGACCGAUCAAGCAUUCUGGUUCCCGGGAGGAGGCUUCGCAGGAGGAGCAAGACUAUCUUCCGACGCCUCACAUGUGGCGGGAGCCGGGUUACAAGGUACCGGAAGACAUAACGGAAAAAGCGAAAAUGGUGAGACAGCAGAAAAGGGAGAGCGAGAACAAACCACAUAUCAAGCGGCCUAUGAACGCGUUCAUGGUGUGGGCCAAGGACGAGCGGAGGAAAAUAUUGAAAGCAUGCCCGGAUAUGCAUAACUCCAACAUAUCCAAAAUACUCGGUGCCAGGUGGAAAGCGAUGUCCAAUUCGGAGAAGCAGCCGUACUACGAGGAGCAGUCGCGUCUAUCGAAGCUGCACAUGGAGAAGCACCCGGACUACAGAUACCGGCCACGGCCGAAGCGUACCUGCAUCGUGGACGGGAAGAAAAUGCGGAUCUCCGAGUACAAGACGCUGAUGCGGCAGCGGCGACAGGAAAUGAGGCAGCUCUGGUGUCGGGACAGCGGCCCGGAAAUGGGUUUCCUCUCUCCUGUUGGUUCGGACAUGAGCUCGCAGCAUCAUCCAGGCUCGGGAGCAGGUCCUUCGGCGAGGCCGUCGGUUUCUCCGCCUGCGACGAUGCUGAACGGCGGCGCAGCUGGUCCCAGCUCGGACCACCCUUCGUUCUACUACCCGCAGGACAGCCUGUCGCCGUCGGACAUGAUGAACUUCUCGCCGGAGAACUCUGGAUCGAUCGGCGGAUACGACGCCAGUCCGCGGCACCACGACGAGGAUUGAACCGCAGCUCCGGGUCAGCCGCCAUGGCCGCCCGGAGCUUCAUCGUCCACAGCACCAUCAACAUCCAGACUCGGCCACGAGUUGUUCUGGUAACUGCAGCCUCGAGGUUCCCAUUUGGUCCCCCGCGGACAUCCAGGGAACGGGGAGGCCCGAAGAGACAACCGGCGCGCUCCAAAGCCGCCAUCAGGAACUCGAGAAGUGAGAAGCCUCGCUCGAGAGGUUGUGAUAUAACGAUUCAUUACUGUGCCAUCGUACGACGAGGAGGAGGCUCUCCCGCGAACUGGAGCACCGCUUCCUGGACCCUGUGUCGCCUAUCGAGGUCCACGAGGAUCUCGAAGACGUCCUCGAGUCGGUAGCCCU
Molecule: messenger RNA, 5117 nt
Organism: Megalopta genalis
Lineage: Eukaryota; Metazoa; Arthropoda; Insecta; Hymenoptera; Halictidae
Gene: Sox102F
Product: transcription factor Sox102F
Biological process (GO): cell fate commitment; regulation of transcription by RNA polymerase II
Cellular component (GO): nucleus
Molecular function (GO): RNA polymerase II cis-regulatory region sequence-specific DNA binding; DNA-binding transcription factor activity, RNA polymerase II-specific
Source: RefSeq, a predicted model, not a curated record